AUGUCGGGACCCACCUUCUGGCCUGACCUCAUCAACAUGCCUCAGACUCAGGCCACCCCAUUGCCGCCAUGGCCCCUCACACUAGACUGCAAUGAGGACAACUCUAAGGCCCUGUACGAGUGUGACAUCGGAUUUAGCAGCGGGUGGAGCUGGCACCGCCUCCCCACACCUUUCUCCAUCAUCGUGUCGAAACCCGGUUACACUCCUGUCGAGAGUGACCGCCAGGCGCGGGUAGCGCGACGCGUGCGAGCAAAAUCCGCCCCGGUGCGGAGGCGGCCCGCGCGAACCCAGAGCCCAGGGGCGAGGGGCGCGUGCCUCGGCGGGCCCGGCCAGAAGACAAUUAAGUGGGGCAAGAAACCGGCCGGUGCGGAAGGCCGCGCCUUUCGCCGCCGCGGCGCCACGCCCGCGUAUAAAACGGGCGGCCCGCCGCCGCCGCCGCUGCUGACCGCCGCUGCUCCGACGCCGAGUCAGGACCUGACCGCCACGCCGCCAGCCGAUAUGGUCCCCGCCACACACCGGUCGCCACUGGUGAAGAAUGUGCACGGCAGGAGAAGAAUUGGUCUAGAAGCAAAUCAAAUGUUAAUAAGGACCACGCGAGACGGUGGUGCCUGCUAUCACAGGGAGCUCGCGCUGAGUCUGUGUUCGUCCUUCCUCCCGCAGGCCGCUCCGCUGUUGCUGUCACUGCUGCUGCUGUCGGGGGCGGCGCGCGCCCAGCACGGCCCCGGCGGCAACCCUGGCGCCGGUCCUGCCCCCGGCCAGGACGCAGCGCGCGCGCCACCGCCACCCGCCAUCCUGCUGCACCGCCAGGCUCUCACCACGGACGGCGCCUUCAACUUUGCGUUCCGCGCUGAGAACGGCCUGCAGCAGGGCGAGAGCAUUGCGCCCGACGGCAGCCGCCGCGGGGCCUACUCUUACGUCGACCCUAACGGCCGGACCAUCAGCGUGCGUUACACAGCCGGCAAGGACGGUUUCAAGGUGCUGGAAGGCGAGCCAUCACCUGGUGCUGCUGCACCACCUCAGCAGUUGCAGGCUCGACCACAGCCUCAGCUGGCAUACCAGCAGCAGCCACAACCACAACUGGCCUAUCAGCCACAGCCACAACUGCGGCCUCAACCACAGCUGGCAUACCAGCCCCAGCCACAGCCACAGGCGCAGCUUGCAUACCGUCAGCCACAGCAGCCAGCAGUCUACCAGACAGCAGCUGCAACACCAAGGCCUCCACCGUCUCCAGCAGCUUACCAACCAGCUGUACGUGCACAACCUCUGCCGUACCCACAGCCUGUGCAGCAUGCACAGCCUCCAUAUCAGGUCCAAGUAACCCCACGUCCAGCACCUCCUGCUCCCCAGGGCAGUUUGGGCCUCUUCCGCUCAACUGCUCCAGCUACAUUUCCACAGCAGCAGCACCAACAACAGGCACCACAACUACAGCAGACACCCAUAGAGGAACCCCAGGAGGAACAGGACAAUGGUCCUCACAGUUUUGGACAGGGAUACUCGUUUGAGUUUCAGGGAUAAGUGAUGGGUUGUUAACAGUCUGACAUUAUAUUGAAGUGCAACAUAUGUGUUCGUGUUCGUGUUCGUGUUCGUGUGUGUGUGUGUGUGUGUGUGUGUGUGUGUGUGUGUGUGUGUGUGUUUUUGUGUGCACACGCGUGCACGAAUUAACAUGUGUGUCUGCAUGUAUAUGUACAUGCGUUUGUCCAUUAAGUGGAAAAAUGGGACAUAAAUUUCAAAAUUGUGUCUAGUUGUUCACCUGGCUGGAAUGGAAAAUACCAUAACUCAUAUUUUAAAUUUUAUGAUGUUAUCCUGUUUAAUUAAAUACCACAUUACUUAUAUAAAUUA
Messenger RNA from Schistocerca americana (American grasshopper), 1839 nucleotides. Its product is annotated as tyrosine-protein phosphatase non-receptor type 23-like. The coding region runs from base 1 to 1515 and encodes 504 amino acids. The transcript has 7 exons. Gene Ontology annotation, cellular component: chitin-based extracellular matrix. NCBI's taxonomy places the organism in Eukaryota, Metazoa, Arthropoda, Insecta, Orthoptera, Acrididae. Gene Ontology annotation, molecular function: structural constituent of chitin-based larval cuticle. The record is from RefSeq and is a predicted model, not a curated record.